Molecule: messenger RNA, 1648 nt
Organism: Rhinichthys klamathensis goyatoka
Lineage: Eukaryota; Metazoa; Chordata; Actinopteri; Cypriniformes; Leuciscidae
Gene: tedc1
Product: tubulin epsilon and delta complex 1
Exons: 8
Coding region: 71-1429 (452 amino acids)
Source: RefSeq, a predicted model, not a curated record
AAAUCACCCAACUAGGAAGUGGCUGUUGCCUAACGACCGUCAAGGUUGUCAACAUACUACACGAAGAAAAAUGCAGCGCGAAAAGAGUGUUAAAGUGAAAGAAGUAAUCACUUCUCUCUGCAAACUACUGUCUGGGUUAAGCGUCGAGUCGAUCCCGACAGCCGAGGCUUUCAGGAGAGCCAAAUUCAAUAGAGAAGAUUCGGCACGGGACAUGUGGAGUUUGUUAUGUAGGCUUCUGCAGAGAGCCUUUGCACUGGAUUGUUCGUGCCACUGCCAGGACUCUAAAGACUUUGACAUGCAGCUGCUGUUUGUGAGGAGUGCUCUGUGCCACUGUGGCUAUGGGGCGCCGUGGGUGUUGGGGCCCCGGCCCCCCAGUCACAUAGACGAGGUGGGGAGCCGAGAUCUGCUCCUGGCGUUCGGCUGGGUGCUGUCAUCUGGGAAUCUGUUGGACUUCCUGCUGGCAGAGAAGCUUCAUCAGUUAGACAUGCUCUCAUCUGCACCAAUGAUCCCCCAAGGUCUAACACAUGGACAGGAUGACGUUGUGACAUGUGGACCAGGAGAGGAUGCCACAGUAAAGACGGAUCAGGUACUACAGGCACUGCAGUGGCAAUAUGGGAAACUGAGGCUCCAGUGGAAGAGCUUACUUUCAGCCCAGGAAGAGGGGUCUAAGUUCACUCAUAGGGUUAUCUCCAAUAUCAGCCCCUCUGCUGCUUGUCAGCCUCAUUUCACUGGUUCCCAUCACAGCAACACGACAUCAAGUGCACUUGACAAGGAGCUGGAGCGGAUACAAGCGCUGAAUGGAAUUCUGGAGGUGUAUCUGGAAUGGAAACUCCAUGAGCCUUUAUUCUGGUGCUGGAUGGACACCGUGAUCGACAGCUCCCUCGCCGAUGUGUCCGAGGUGGAGCCUGCCGACUGUCCACCUGGGGAGCGGGCUGUCACGGUGAGGUGUCCUCACAGCAACAAGACCAGGAGAGCAGUCAGACGACUUGACAAGAUGCUGCUAAGGCUGCAGACAGACCUGAGAGCCAGAAGAAUAGAGCAGUCCACUCUCACACUCACCUCACAGGGGGGACGUCAGGGGGCUUCUUGGCUCUCAGAUAGGCAGAGAAUGGAGGUGGAGAAGAAGGUUGCAGGUUAUCUAGAGGGUCUACAUCUUCCUAACACCUCCGCAAUCACAUCAAGUGGCUUUUUGCCAUGUCUCCAAGAUCCACAGCCCUCAAAGCCACCUCACAGAUUCCACAACGGAGAGCCUGGCCUGGCAGUGACAGCUGGGAAGCUCCAGGCAUCGACGGCUCUGGGCGAGCUGAGGGAGAGGGAGGCUGUUCUGCAAUGGCAGCUGGACGGGUUGAGGCAAAAUAUGAGAGUGGACUUGCAGAGACAGGCCAGCAGAAUAGAGGGGGUGGUUCUCAUCCCACCAAUUAAGAGAUAAACACACUAUUUGUGUCAUUAUAUGCACUGCGAUCCUGACAUAACACUGGACAAACCGCAUUUCAAGUCCCUAAAUAAGGUGAACAUAUUAGAGUUUUAGUUUAUUGCUUUUUCUGUGGAGUUUUGCAUGAAAGAGAGAAUGUAUUGCAGUCAAUUUUUAUGUAUUUAAAAAUGCCCUCUGCAAUGUGAAUGUCUGUUUUUGGACAAUACAACUUUUUUC